Molecule: messenger RNA, 1304 nt
Organism: Cajanus cajan (pigeon pea)
Lineage: Eukaryota; Viridiplantae; Streptophyta; Magnoliopsida; Fabales; Fabaceae
Source: RefSeq, a predicted model, not a curated record
AUUUCAAUAGAAAGUGAGGGCUUGGAUCGUGAGAGAAGUUUUAUAGAGUUGUUGCUGAGAAAGAGAGAAAAUGGGAAGAGCCCCUUGCUGUGACAAGGCAAAUGUGAAGAGAGGACCAUGGUCACCAGAAGAAGACUCAAAGCUUAAGGAGUACAUCGAGAAGCAUGGCACUGGAGGGAAUUGGAUUGCUCUUCCUCAGAAAGCUGGUCUUAAGAGAUGUGGAAAAAGUUGCAGAUUGAGAUGGCUUAACUAUCUUAGGCCCAACAUUAAGCACGGAGAAUUCUCCGACGAGGAAGACAGAAUAAUUUGCAGCCUUUAUGCUAAUAUUGGAAGCAGGUGGUCCAUUAUAGCAGCUCAGUUGCCAGGUAGGACUGACAAUGAUAUCAAAAACUAUUGGAACACCAAGCUUAAGAGGAAACUUAUGGGGUUGCUUCCUGCAUCUCAUCAAAGAUCAAUAGCACCCUAUCAAACCCCACCAUCAUCAUUUCCUUCUCACUCAUCACUAUCAUCCUCAGUCUACUGCAACAACAACUCUCAUUAUUACCUCCCAGCACCAACAGUAUCUUUCUCAUGCCUUGAACCAAUAUCUGCUCCUUCAAAUAAUUACACAAACACAAUCUGCACAACAUCCUCCACCUCUCUCCCUUUUUAUCAAAACCAAGAGCCCUUGGUGAGUGUUAGUCCCAUGCAGUAUUACCACCCUACCACAGACACUUCUAUGCUUGUGUUUGGAAGUGAAACAAGUUGCAGUUCCUCAGAUGGGAGCUGCAGCCAGGUUAGCCUUGGCAGAGAGAUCAAACAAGAAGAAAUGGGAUUUCAGAGUUUCAUGUUUGGAGAUCAGCACAUGAACAACAAAUUCAUGCUUAAUCAUGAUCAUGGUGGUGAAGAAUAUGUGAACCAAUAUUGGGGAGAGAAGCCCUAUUUUCAAACGCAAACAGCAUUGGAUUAUGAUCUAGAGGUUAUUAAGGACCUAAUUAGAAGCAACGGUAGUAAUAAUAGUAAUAAUGGGUACUUGAGUAUUGAUGAAAACAAGACGGUGGAGAAAGGGUUGUACUACAACUACUGAACUGAUGCAUGACUGACUGCAAGUAAAAUCAGAGAGAUAUGAUUCAGUGAGAGGCAUGGGAGUGGGGAAGAUUCAGAAAAGACUUUGAAGUUGUGGAGUUCUGUGUUCUUUAAUGAAAUGAGAUAAAUCUUAUGUUGACAGUACAUGGUAAAAGCUUCUUUAUAUUUUGUGUAUAUCCUCUAGGAAUGAACUGAAGUGAUGAUAAUGAUUUGAUGACGAUGAUGUUAGAUUUUUGUAA